AUGUCAGAUUUAGAUGAAUAUGAGAAUGAGAUUAGAUCUCUGUUGGAGGAGAUCGAUAGAGGUAUUAAGGAGAUAACUAGAGCAUCUGGAAAGAAACAACAGUUUGACGUUAGAGCAAAGGCCGAGAUGUUGGAGGGUAGACUAAAGCGUGCGAAUGCCGUUCUAAAGAGCUUCAGAGCGGACUACAGAGAGCUGGAGAAGAAGGAUCAGGGACCAUACGCAACCAAGGCCACACAGUUUGAAGAGACGCUCAAGACACUAAAGAACGAACUGGAAUGGGCGUGCAAGCAGAGUGAGAACGGUGGACUCGGUGCCGCAGGUGCUCAAAGCUCGCCACAGGACGACUAUCAACAGACAAUGGUGCAGGCCAAGAGGAUACAAGCUGAGGACAUUGAUGCCACCGGCAGAAUUGCCAGUCAAGUCGUAACAAUCAAUCAAGUCGGUCAAGCAACACUUGAAGAGAUGGCCAUACAGGAGGAGAAGAUGAAACAGAUCAACAAGAGCAUGGAUGAGAUUGAUGGCAAUCUCAAGUUGGCACAGAGACAGAUGAGAGCCUUUGCCAGAAAGAUGGCCACAGACAAGCUUAUCAUGGGUCUGGUACUGCUAAUCGUCCUGGCCAUUAUAUUCGUCAUUAUAUGGAAGAUUGUCAAGAAAUAA
Messenger RNA from Acytostelium subglobosum LB1, 657 nucleotides. RefSeq lists its product as hypothetical. The coding region runs from base 1 to 657 and encodes 218 amino acids. Gene Ontology annotation, cellular component: endoplasmic reticulum membrane; late endosome membrane; SNARE complex. Lineage: Eukaryota; Evosea; Eumycetozoa; Acytosteliales; Acytosteliaceae. The record is from RefSeq and is a predicted model, not a curated record. Gene Ontology annotation, molecular function: SNAP receptor activity; SNARE binding. Gene Ontology annotation, biological process: vesicle fusion. The transcript is spliced from 2 exons.